Molecule: messenger RNA, 1959 nt
Organism: Mugil cephalus (flathead mullet)
Lineage: Eukaryota; Metazoa; Chordata; Actinopteri; Mugiliformes; Mugilidae
Product: protein SIX6OS1
Exons: 11
Coding region: 339-1952 (537 amino acids)
Biological process (GO): spermatogenesis; meiotic DNA double-strand break processing involved in reciprocal meiotic recombination; oogenesis
Cellular component (GO): central element
Source: RefSeq, a predicted model, not a curated record
CUAUAACUACUAUUACGCGCAUAAAAAUCCAUGGUCUCCUAUGAUAAACCCCAUGUUAGCUAACUAAACUAACGUCAGUGCUAGGAAGCUGAAAAAAUUUGUCGUUUUAAUAACUAGUGUUAUUUUUUUAUCGACGUUUUCUUACAUUAUAUAAUAUAUAAUAAGUAAAACACAGUUGCCUCAGUAUUUCAACAACAACCAAGUGAAUUAAAAUUAAUAUCGUGCUUUGUCUGUUAAAACUGCCGUUACUAAGCUAACGUUACUGUUGACCGUUGACUGUCUGAUCCACAGAGACAGGAAUGAGCUAAUGUGGCUAACAUGAAGAAGCUGGCGUAAAAAUGAGCGACCAAUAUUCACUUAAUAAUAUCGACAGCCUCCUGUUUCAGCUCGCUCUUCAAACUCGAGAACUUUCCCAAAAGAAGAAUGAAAUCUUCCAACAUAUUAAAGUUUGCAGAGAUAACAUUGCUGAGAGGAGGUCUCAUAUUGAAACAGUUCACAAACAUGUCAAGAAACUUGACGAGGAAAUCGGUGUGAGGCAGCACACUGUAACAAAUAAUAAAGCAAAGACAAAAAGCAUGAAGGUGACCAACAGCCUGCUUCUUCAGUAUGAGCAGUCCCUUAAAGCAGAACUGGAGAGCAGAAAGACCAACUACAACCGAGACAUGGAAAUAUAUGAAGAGAGGAUCGCAAGCUACAGAAGGACAUUCCAGUCACAUCAGGAAUAUUAUUUCCAAGAUCCUCUUGCUCAAAAGCUCCUCAUGCUGCAGGCUGAAAAAGAGGAGAUCGAUCGCAGGAUCAGGGCUUGUGAUGAUCAAAUCAAAAUGAAACAGAGGGAGCUGGACCAUCUCACUGGUAAUAAACGUUUUAUGUCACCACCUUUCUUUUUGGGAGUGUUGAAAUAUUUACUGUAUAUGCAGUUACUUUCUGUCUGCCCAGGUCCAGCAGUAUCUUCUUUUUCCACUGAGAAACUUCCAGACAGUGUCUUUGGCCAGCAGUACACAACAGAAGAGAAACAAGAAGGUCUCCAGACAAAGGAGGACAGCGCUUCUGUCAUGGACAUCUCUCUUCAUCUCAAACAGACAAGGAUCUUGGAGGAUGGUCAUCAGACUUCUGUAGAGGCAAAUGCUGAGGAAAUUUAUGAGAAAAACAAGGUCCGGGAUUCACCCACCUGUUGUACUUCCCCAGAAAAACCAAGUCAAAGUCAGCCAAUUGAAAUAUACACUGAAAAUCAGGACCAGGAAACUGCACAAGAGGACCGGGUUUUGGCACAGUUGGAGGAGCAGCCCAGUGUUCCUGCGGUAGAGGAGGUUCUGGAGGAGGAGAUGCAAGUGAGAACAGCUAUGGAUGAAGAACAGGCACCAGGUGAAGACAACAGUGAGGGACACGCUGCUUUUCCACAGACAUCACCUCAGGGGACUAAUCCUCAGACAUCCCCAGCAAAAGAGACAGCUCUGCCUUCACCCGCAACAUUCCCAUUUAGAAUUAGCACCACCAGCUCCCCACGUCCAGGGACCUCUGAUACCAAGUCUCCAGCUUUCCUGUUCUCACUGAACUCCAACCCUAGCACACCAGGCUUCUCUGGAUUUGGAUUCGAGUCGUUACAGGAGGAGGACUCAACUUUUCCAUUUGCUGGCUCUUUUUUCGAGGAGAAGGUGAUGAGUUUUCACUGUAAGCUUCACUUCAUACGGUUUUGUAACUGGAAGAAAGACAUUAAACUCUCUUUUAUCUCUUUUCAGAAAACAACUGAAUCAAAGUCUUCAAGUGGUAAGUAUCUACUCAGUCUGUUAUUAUCUAUUACAUGUAUUGAAGUACAAAUCACUGCAGGCCCAGAGUUCCUGUUUGGACAACCAGAGCAAAACGAAGACUUCCAGUUUGCCUUCACCUCCAAGAGCCCUCAGUCAGCAAACAAGGAAAACACCAGGGAAGAUUUUCCAUUUUCAUUCAACUUCUGAGUUUUGU